Molecule: messenger RNA, 198 nt
Organism: Gongylonema pulchrum
Lineage: Eukaryota; Metazoa; Nematoda; Chromadorea; Rhabditida; Gongylonematidae
Source: the annotation of a GenBank genome assembly
AUGGAUUUAGGCAUUUAUGUUCGGAAUGAUAACGAAAAAGCAGCGGAGGAGUUCCGAGGUAUUGGCAUGCGUAUUGAGGAUGACAUCCUGCUACGCAAUGAUGGCACAGUGGAGGUGCUCACCGUGGAUGCUCUGUCCUGGACAACGGAAAGAAGGCAAGAACUGGCUGCGUUAUCGUUUAUGGACCGUUCACUAUAA